Paramacrobiotus metropolitanus is the source of this 1430-nucleotide messenger RNA. RefSeq lists its product as uncharacterized. Bases 82 to 1083 code for a protein of 333 amino acids. The record is from RefSeq and is a predicted model, not a curated record. NCBI's taxonomy places the organism in Eukaryota, Metazoa, Tardigrada, Eutardigrada, Parachela, Macrobiotidae. The transcript is spliced from 3 exons.
UCUACAGGCUUCUCAUUCAGGUCUGGAAAUAAUUUAUUAGUACUACCAGUUGGGCAUAUACGUGCAACAUAAGCUUCGAAAAUGCUGCGAGUUCUCUGUGCUGCUGUUUUGCUCUGCGGAGCCGUAUACGGUCAGCUUGUGGUGCCGAAUGUGUCAGAAAUGUUUGGACAAAUGUUUGGGCCGAACUGUACCAACGCGGAUCAGAUGGCUUUGUUCACUUGCUCAAUGGAUAUGCAGAAUCAGACCAUGCAGAACGUGGACAUCUUUCAGCAGUCAGGAGAAAUUUUUAUGAGCGGAAACAUCACCGAAGCGCAGGCGAAGGACAUCCUCGAUGCUUUUUGCGGAUUGAUGACCAGCAUGAUCAGCUGCAUCCGGCCAAUUGCCGAUCGUUGCUUCACUUCUCCUCUGGCUGACUGGUCAUUCCAUAUGAACGAAGAUAUGCUGUUGAUGUGCGCUGCCGCCAACCGCUACCAGUACUUCACGGAGAUUGUACGCUGCAAUAAGAAACUGGAUGUGUACAACACCAUCGCUAAUGAUCCGCAACUGCCGCUCAUUGUUGAAGAGAUCACCAAUUUGACUCUGUCAUCGAUGGGUCCUAACAUGAGCAAUAUUUCCGGCAUUAUGGACGUGCCUCCUCAAACCUUCAUCGCCAUCUUUUGCCGAAUGUUCAGCCGUGUGGAAGAACUAAUUUCUUUGGAAAAGGUCAACGCCACGUGCGGUGUCGGUGCCCAUGCAGCCUACACCGAUCUUUACAGCUUCGUUCGCAGAAUGUACCACUGCGACGGCGAACACCUGAACCACAACGAAAGCACCACCAUUCCUCCGUUCGUCAACACCACCGUUGUGGCAGGUAACGAGACAGUGCCAACCCAGACCACCAUAGUCCUUCCGGCCAAUGGUACCUCCCCCACCCCGCUCGUUGUCCGUCCCGACAGCACCCAGGCUCCCAACGGCAACGGUACUUCCCCCAACCCCGGUGGUAACGGUAAUGCCGGAAACUCCAUGCAGCUUGCCAGUGGAUCCGUCUUCUACAGUCUGAUCGCGGUUAUCAUGGCCAUUGUCAUGGUACAUCGACAGGACUGAACAAUGCUGACAGCCACUUGACAGCAGUUUGUUUGUUAUCUUUUACCAAAGUGAUCUGUGAUCUUUGAAAUGUUAUAAGAAUUGUUUGCUCAGCUGACCUGGAAUGUGGGAAUGAGCCGGAAUUAAUGCUACCAUUGAUUUACAAGUGCAGUUACUCGUAUGGUGGGUUUUUAUCUUUGCAAUGACAUUAUUCUAUGGUACCGUUUAUCUGGCGAUAUAUGGUUGUAACUUGUACUGUUAUCUGACAUGUCCAACAAAAGUUGCAACAACAACAAUAGACGACUGACAAUCGCUCGUGCUCAGUGUUAAAUGUAGCCGUUGCUUCCUAAUAAAGUCCUAACUACCUG